Messenger RNA from Leishmania braziliensis MHOM/BR/75/M2904, 1701 nucleotides. RefSeq names its product putative ARP2/3 complex subunit. NCBI's taxonomy places the organism in Eukaryota, Euglenozoa, Kinetoplastea, Trypanosomatida, Trypanosomatidae. Gene Ontology annotation, biological process: Arp2/3 complex-mediated actin nucleation. Bases 1 to 1701 code for a protein of 566 amino acids. Gene Ontology annotation, cellular component: Arp2/3 protein complex; actin cytoskeleton. The transcript has a single exon. Gene Ontology annotation, molecular function: actin filament binding. The record is from RefSeq and is a predicted model, not a curated record.
AUGGUAUCGGUGAGCUGUGUGACGUGCACCGCUUUGGGGAGUGACAGCGGGUCCACGGGGCCUCGACUGGCGUCGGCAUCACCACCGCUUGCCGCACUUGCCUUUAGCCAUGAUGGCACGCUGGUGGCCUAUGCGGUGCGCCGUGGGAAGGCGCUCCCACGCGAUGGCAAAUGCGAGGACGCGUGCUGCAUCGUGAUCGCCAACACAAACGCCUCUGCGCACUGUGCGUGUAGCACUUGGAGCGUACCCGGCACCGCUGUCGCACCCUUUUCGCAGUGGACAGUGCUGCAGAUUCUCUCCGGCGGUCACGACGCGCCCAUCACCGCGUUAGCGUGGUGCCAGCGCACAGGCGCCCUCCUCUCUACGAGUGCGGACCGCGGUGCGUGUGUCUGGGUGCCGCGUGCGGAUGCGGAAGCUGCAAAGCAGCCUUUGCAAGCGUCGAAGGGGGAAACGCACGGUGUCACUCAUAUCGAGGGAGAAAACGCGCGCUCGCCUUCGGUUGUCUCAGCGGAUGCCCCAUUUUGUGCGGUGCCGCAGCUCGCCGUGCUGAGCGCCGAGGUGCGGCUGUGCCCGACCUGUGUGGCGUGGAGCGCGAAAGGGACGAAGCUGUACAUCGGCACCUCCGGCGGCACCGUCGCCGUUGGCCGCUACGACCCGCGGCAUAAGUGGUGGAUCUGCCGACUCCUCGACGACCACCGCCCCACUCUGCAAGCUGACCUGUCAGCUGAGGCGGUGUCACCAUCGCCUACGCGCGCGUGCUCGGUCACGGCACUGGCAGCGCAUCCCGUCGAGAACGCGAGACUUGCCGUUGCGCGCCUCGAUGGAACGGUGCAAGUCCUCUCUACACACAUCAAGAGCGUAGACAGCGCGCUGGGAGACGCCGGACGAGGUGCACAUGGCGACAGCGCAGGUGCAGCUGCAACGCCUUUUAGUUACGUGUACCUCUCACACCUCCUUCCUUGCUGGGUGUACGGUAUGGCCUGGAGCCCCUCUGGGCAGCAGCUGGCAGUGGUGGGUCAUGACAGUGGCCUCCACGUGUGGGACUGGGGCGCUGCGCCAUCCUCGCCUCUAGGAGGGGGCCGCAGCAGCAAGGGCGACUGCUCCGGCGAUGGCUCUAGCAAAUGUGCAGCAGUGCACACGGCGAUGUGGCUUUGCCAGCUCCCGCUGCUACGGUGCGAGUUCGCCUCGGAAGACGUACUUGUGGCCAUCGGAUUCGAAGGACGGCUUUGCGCCUUCAAGUCGGCAGCAGCGUCGACGCAGCUGGGUGUCCGGAGUCAGCGAACGUGGAAGAUGGUGUCGGAACACGCGGUGACGCAACGGGUGGAUGGCGCGCAGAGUGCUGCGGAUGCGUCGGCGCAUCCGCCGUCUAGUGAAACAGCGCACCUAGCUGCCACGGGCAGAGGGGAUGAGACAACCGCCCGCGGGCAAUCAUCGGCGCCAAGUUCAUCCAGCUCCACAAACAAUAAUGCAGCGGGCUGCGCCAUUGCUUCAUCUGCUCGGCAGCACGUCGCCGAGCGUUCUCCACACACGUCGCCUGUUGACCUGCUGGUACGCAUUCCCUCGAGCGAGAAGGCCUCCACCGCUGAUUCGAUGGACGCAACGUUUGUGUCAGCCGGGCCCGACGGUCCCGUGCACCUCUGGCGAGUGUGCCACACGACCAUCACCGGCAGUAGGGACGUACCCCUUCCCCCUGAUAGGUGA